GUACAUGAUGACCACGGAGGCCAGCAUGCCAGACCCACACCCAGAGGCAUAGAAUAAUGAUAGAUAAGAUUGAGAAGCGAAUGAAAGAGCUGCAGGAGAAACUCAACUCGACAGGAGUGGUGAAUCUGGAUUAUUUGAGUAUAAGUUCAAAAAAAUGGCUGCUGCGACUACGACCGAAGACGGAAUCACGCAGGAGGCCAGGGGUCGUCUCAUCUCGGAAGGUCUCCAAUGUUCGAUAUGUUUGGAUUUUUACUGCGAGCCCCUAACCUUACCCGCUUGUGGACACAGCUUUUGUCGACUUUGCCUGUUGCAGAGCACGGUCCUCGCGCCAGACGGCCGCAGCUGUCCGCAAUGUCGGCGACCGAUCAACGAGAUCGCAAACCCUGCCACGCAUAAGGUCGACGUCGGACUCAAGAAACGGGUCUUGCAGGAGGUCGGGGCGAGUGCCUACGCUCGUAGAGAGGGAGAAGAUGCGGCGAAGCUAUUGACCUUGCUAGAACGGGAAAAACAGCGACUGCCAGUGUUCUACAGCGCGAAUUACGACGUUGGAGAGUCGUUGCGGCUGCAUUUUUUCGAGCCUCGCUAUAAGAUUCUGAUUCGACGUGCCUGGGAAGGAAACAAGCGUUUUGUCUGCUCACGGACGGCGCCCCUUGCUGCGGGAGGAGGCGAGCAUGUCCUAGAUAGUGCUGGACACUACUUUUUUGCUGUCCCUCCACUCAUUACUCCGUGUGCGUGAGUAAUUUUAGAAGUAUGAUUUUCUGUGGUUGUAACAGUGCAAAAGUAGAAGUAGUCCUAGAACGACGAGCACAGAAGUCAUAAGUUACAAGUGACAUCAUUGGACGUGGCUUUGUCCUCUACUUUAAAUGUAAAGAGCUGCAAGACUUCUCGAUCUUGAUGUAUAGUUGUUCUGUUCAUUGUUUGCAGGCGGUGGUGUGGUAGUCGAGGUUGACACUGCAAGCUUCCUAGCCGACGGGCGUGCUAAUAUCGUGGGUCGCGCAGUCGCAGAGAUACCUCCAUCUACUCGUUGCUGGAUCGAUGAUGAAGCAAUUCGAUUGUGGUAUGCCGAAAUCGAUCCACAGGCAUCUCAACCGUCCAGUGGAGCUUUAGCGAGGCGCUCUUCUGAGACAAGAAGCCGAUCUUCGUCUCGCGGUAGGACAUCCCCCACGUCUAUAUCUCCAGUCUCUCCUCUCCCUGGCGCUGGUGCUAGAGUAGGAUCAUUGGACGUCAGGGAUACUCAGAAUGCGAUACGCUUGGCCAUACAACAAGGAGCGCCGGUGUACAACAGCGGUGACGUAAAAGGGUGCUACUUUCUCUACCGAAAUGUAGCAGAACAAAUUCUGCUGGGACUAGACGGAGGUCCUACACGUCAGGUAUGAAGAGAUAUUAGACUCCGAAGUCGGGAAAGCCAAGAGAAAAAACUUCUUUGUCUAGCAACAUUACUUCUAUAGAUACUGAAAAACUUCAGCAGGUGGUUGUUUGCUUCCUCCUUCCCAAUACUGGAUGGGUAAUCUUCCAUGACCUUGCCAGACAAGGAGACACCCGCUUUCCCGCUUUUUGUCAGCUUUUAGUUGUUAGUUUAGGCGUAGAGGACGAAGAUGUGCGGGCAAUUAGUCCAGUGCGCUUGUGUCUUGACGCCGCUGUGCAGAAAGCAACACGGUCAGCUGAGGGUGAGCGUCGAAGCGACUUUGACCGCGCUGCAUGGGACAUGCGACGUGGGUUCGAUCGCGUUCUACAGAUGCAAGACGACAAUGUACUAAAUAAUGUUGGAGCAUCAACAUCAUCGUCUAUACUGGAUGGCUUGCAAGCGAGAACCGUUCAGGUGUUUGGGAGAGGAAGCUUGUUCGGAGGAGGUGGUCCUGGUGGUGGUGGUCCUCCGAGCUCUUCUACAGGAGCAUACGACGUCGUGAAUCGAAAUCGUGGCUCUCGAGAAGCGCCACCAACUCCUGUGCUGUGUUUUGCGGGAGGACAAUUCGAUCCUGGGGCACUGAAAGUAGGUGGGCGAGGAAAGUCGCUGCGCCUGUUCGAGCCCAGAUUUCGGAUCGAUUUUUUGUGUGCGGUUGCACAGAAUUCAAGAGCUGGCAAUGUCGUGGGCCAACGUUUUCUGUACUCGCGUGGAAUCCCAGCACCUGGAAGUGCUGCCGUUCUGGCACAAAUCCAAGAUUGUGUUUUUGAUGGCACAAAUCCGUUUCUCCCUUUCCAAGUAAGGUUUGAGGAAGGCGGCGCUGCACGCUUAGCUUUUGUUGGCGUAGCUGAAGUGCGUUUGGUGAAUGUGCUCAGCCAAGUUGACAAUGCAGCGGGUGGACUAGUCUUCGCGUCCUACAGGGUUGUUGCUGGCAUACCUACAGAGUCAAAGAUCACAAACUGCCUCCUAAGAGUUUGCUGUCCAUGCUGCAUUCGGACAAAACGCACACUGCCAACAUAUGAUAACUCGUAGGUUGUAAGUACAUGAUAGUAGGGAUAAACCGGAAAGCUCUUAGGGUCAGGCACACUCGUCAAUCAUUUGCAGAAAAGGUAAGAUUAGCUUACUGGGCAAAACUGGAUGAGAUCAUAUCAGCAUGCAGUGGAACUACACUGUGCCCAUGACCGAGGACGCGACAAGAAUGUCGACGAUCUUAUUGUUUCGCCAUCCUACGCCACUGGUGGUGGUCGUGCUCCGGCUGCCUAGCGGAUCACAUUGGUUCGCUUCUGAGAGGACUGGAGAGCAGUGCGCGAGCGCGUCCAAGUUGAGCUGCCAGGAGUAGAGUGUAAUCUCUCUCCUAUCAUGGAGGGAUAGAGUUUGAG
Amoebophrya sp. A25 is the source of this 2781-nucleotide messenger RNA. The record is from the annotation of a GenBank genome assembly. Lineage: Eukaryota; Dinophyceae; Syndiniales; Amoebophryaceae.